This is a messenger RNA of Doryrhamphus excisus (bluestripe pipefish), 2548 nucleotides long. Its product is annotated as sodium-dependent neutral amino acid transporter B(0)AT3-like. The record is from RefSeq and is a predicted model, not a curated record. Gene Ontology annotation, cellular component: plasma membrane. Gene Ontology annotation, biological process: sodium ion transmembrane transport; amino acid transport; nitrogen compound transport. NCBI's taxonomy places the organism in Eukaryota, Metazoa, Chordata, Actinopteri, Syngnathiformes, Syngnathidae.
AAUAUGCUUUCAUGUUAGCUUUGCAUCGUCUUGAUCGAGGUCAGCGUAACUUUGCCACGGCAUCACCGGUUAUCCAUUAAUCAGCAAAGUUAGCACGCUCAUAUCUUAAACAAGCGGAAAGGUUUUAUCCACUAAACCAUCAUACCUUUCCUGGUGACUUUUGUCAUUUUGGCAUUUUUAUUUACCUUGAAAGUGGUUUCAUAAUUUGGGUAUUUGAACAGUUUGGUGCCGUUGCCAACUAAAAGUCAACGCCAUUCAAAGCAGUAAAUUGGCUCCCUGACUGGAAGGGUGGUGAUAGGAUACUGAAGGACAGCCCCCCCGUCCCCCAAGAGGAGGGGAAGACUGAUAAGAGGCCAUCCCCACACGUUCAAGACCGCAAACACGCGAGGAGCGCAAGUCAUUUUUUAUGCUCCCAAUUAAGGAACCAGUGCAACAAGUGCGGGAUUGAUUGCCUCAAGAUGGCCAAAGCUAAAGGAGGAGCCGUGGAGGAGGAAGUCAAAUGGGACAACAAGAUCCAGUACAUGCUGACCUCCAUCGGUUUUGCGGUGGGAAUUGGAAACGUCUGGCGUUUUCCCUACUUGUGCCAAAUCUAUGGAGGAGGAGCGUUCCUCAUCCCAUACCUGUUGGCGUUGGCGUUUGAAGGUCUCCCGCUGCUCUACCUGGAGAUGGCCAUCGGACAGAGGCUGCGGAAAGGAAGCAUCGGCGUCUGGAAGUCCAUUUCACCUUUCCUGGGUGGAGUUGGCAUCGGCUCCAUGGUUGUAUCGUUCCUGGUGUGCGUUUUCUACAACACCAUCCUGGCCUGGGUGUUCUGGUACUUUUUCAACUCCUUCCAGAACCCUCUCCCGUGGAGCCAGUGUCCGCUCAACGUUAAUCGCACGGGUUUGGAUGCUGAAUGUGAGAAGAGCACUCCAGUCAAUUACUUCUGGUACCGUCAGACACUGAACAUCACGGCUGACAUCGAGACCAGCGGUUCUCUGCAGUGGUGGUUGGUGGUCUGCCUGGCCUGCGCCUGGUUGUUGAUCUAUGUUUGUUUCAUCAAAGGGAUCCAAACCAUGGGGAAGGCUGUGUAUGUGACAACACCUCUGCCUUACGUGGUCCUGACCAUCUUCCUGAUCCGUGCCCUCACCCUGCCCGGAGCUACAGAUGGACUGGUCUAUCUCUUCACUCCUGAUUGGGAGAUACUGAAGAACCCUCAGGUGUGGUUAGACGCCUCAACCCAGAUCUUCUUCUCUCUGUCGGUGGCCUUUGGAGGUCUGAUAGCCAUCUCCAGCUAUGCCAACGAAAAAAACAACUGUGAAAAGGAUGCAGUCGCUGUGGGAAUAAUAAACAGCGCCACAUCCCUCUACGCGGCCAUCUCCAUCUUUGCCAUCCUGGGCUUUAAAGCCAACAACGCCUUUAACACGUGCCUAAAAGAAAACAUCUUGUCUUUGACCAACCACUUUGAGUUUUCCGACCAGAAUAUAACAACCGAGAACUACGACCAAUGGGUGGAGCAUCUGAACCGCACCAGUCCUGCUGAGCUCUCAAGCCUGCAGCUGAGAGAAUGUGACCUGAAAACAUUCCUGGACCAGAGCGCUUCAGGAACCGGCCUGGCUUUUAUCUUAUUCACCGAAGCAGUGCUGGAGAUGCCCGGAUCGCAGUUAUGGGCGGUAUUGUUUUUCCUGAUGCUGUUCAGCUUGGGCCUGUCCUCCAUGUUUGGCAAUUUCGAAGGGGUCCUGAAACCCUUUGCUGACCUCCACCUGUUGCCUAAGUCAGUGCCCAAUGAACUUGUGACAGGGUUCUUCUGCCUGCUUUCCUUAUCCAUUUCCCUCAUCUUCACCAUGGGCUCUGGGAACUACUGGGUGGAGGUCUUCAACAGCUACGUGGGCUCCAUCCCCCUGCUCAUUAUCGCAUUUUUCGAGGUUAUCGGAGUCGUUUACAUCUAUGGGAUGAAAAAUUUCAGUGAGGACAUCCGUUUCAUGACGGGGAAGAGACCCAAUAUGUAUUGGAAAGCGUGCUGGAUGGUCAUCAGUCCUCUGAUGCUCCUGGUGGUACUGAUUUCGUAUGUGGUCCUCCAAGCUCAGAAACACCCCACAUACUUUGCAUGGAAUCAAGAUUAUGAACUCUUCCCCAAAACGGAGGUGAAGCCCUACCCGGACUGGGUGUUUGCCAUCAUCGUCCUCCUUUGUGUGAUGCCUGUGAUUUCCAUCCCACUGGUGGCGCUCUACAAAGGCAUCCAAAAGGUCAUCAAGAUGUCUUCUCGGCAUGCUGACCUAAACCCAUACAGCAAUGGCGGCUUUCAGAUGGAAGCGCAGUAACCUUGGCAUUCCUCGGUGCAUCAUUGACUACUUUUAUCAGUAUGUUUUGAUUUUCUAAAGACCUAACACAACAUAUUGCUGUCUGUUGGGGAUGAAUAUAGGCUGUGUUUUUAUUAUUUCUAGUUGUAUUUAAUGUUCUGUAUCAAUGCUGUGGAUGAGUGGGGAGGGCAUUUUUGUACCAUCACAGAAGUUGUCUGCAAAUAUUGACAUUCUUUUUUUUUCCCAUGCAAGGAUAUUGAUGUUUGAGUUAA